This is a messenger RNA of Colletotrichum destructivum, 285 nucleotides long. Its product is annotated as Putative cyanovirin-N. The transcript has a single exon. NCBI's taxonomy places the organism in Eukaryota, Fungi, Ascomycota, Sordariomycetes, Glomerellales, Glomerellaceae. The coding region runs from base 1 to 285 and encodes 94 amino acids. The record is from RefSeq and is a predicted model, not a curated record.
AUGGCCUUUUCAGUUACUAAAGCUCUGAGCCGCUUGGCUAUUGUAUGCAGUCUCUUGGGACACGCAAGAGGAGAAUGGACUGCAGCCCAGCUUAUAGGAAGAGGGGGCUUCCUCCAACCACGCGGUUUUCUAUCUUCUUGCGUUGACUGGGGUACCCUCAGGAACGAAAAGAACAAGAUGGCCGCGUACUGCAGGACCACAACAGGCACCUGGCGCUGGUCUGUCCUCGAUCUGAACCAUUGCCUGGUCAAUGAUGACGGUAAUUUGAUGGCACAAGACCAGUGA